Messenger RNA from Paramecium pentaurelia, 741 nucleotides. Lineage: Eukaryota; Ciliophora; Oligohymenophorea; Peniculida; Parameciidae. The record is from the annotation of a GenBank genome assembly.
AUGCAGAAUUCAUUAAUUUAUUCAAGCAGUGCAUUAUGUAAAACAGAACCUGAGGAAAGUCUUGGAAGCAAAGCAUUAGAUGUAUUAAAAGAGAAGAUCAAAAUAUUUGAAUUAGAAAAGAUUCCAUAUUUAAGUCAUUCACAAAAAAAAAAGAUGGCUGAUAAAUAACGAAGCAAAUCUCAAAAAUAUUAGAUUCACCCUAAAGUUAAAUAACCACAAUAGCAUUCUUAAAAUAGGAUAUCUAAUAAGGAACAACCCAUUAGCUCUUAAAAUAGAUUUUCCAUGCAAAUAUUGGAAUCAGUUAAAAGUAGAUUAAGUAUAUAGGAGGCCAAAUUGAUGGAUGUGCCUAUAGUGAAAGUUUCAAGAGAAAGAGUAUUAAGUAGUAAAAAGGAAUCCGAAAAUAACAUUUCUUUAAUUUUGAUGGAAAAGUAUUAUUAAUCUACCAUUAAAUAUGAAGAAAAAUAAUUAAAAUAAACUACAAAAACGAACCAGCCAAAGCAUACAUCAAAAUUGAUGAUAAAUAAUUAAGCAGUAAAGAACUUUUAGCGUAAAAUUAAAAAUAGCAGAAGAGAAUUGUUAAAAGAACUAAAUACUUCAAUCAAUGAUCAAUAAUAAAAUAUCUAGUAACCAUAAUUGAAAUCCAUUGCGGCUGAAGGUUCAAAUUUGCAGGAAAAAAAUAACAUAAAAUAUAGACCUAUCAAGACUGUUUAUCUUAAAAGAAAUUAUUCAACUUCUUCAUGA